AUGGGACACGCCAUCUUCACGGAGGACGGCGUGGAGCAGAACAACGUGGUGCAGUACAACUUAGCCGUGUACACCAGGACCUCCUCUUCCCUCCUCAAUGUGGAUGUGACGCCCUCCUCCUUCUGGAGAGAGAGGGAUAGACUGGGAGGGAGGGAGAGGGAGUGUACCAUAACCUCCUCCUCCUCCUCCUUCUGGGUGGUGAACCCCAACAACGUGUUCCGUCACAAUGCGGCAGCUGGCAGCACACACUUUGGCUACUGGUACAGGCUGGAGCGCCACCCCUCAGGCCCCUCUGCCACCAACAGCUACUGCCAGAAUAAUGAACAGAUGGGGCAGUUCUACAAUAACACAGCACACUCCAUGGGAAGGUACGGUCUGUGGGUGUUCUCCAUGAAUGGCUACUUCCCCAAGUCUGGCAACUGUAAAGGAAGAGAUGAGGUGGCUCGGUGGGAGGGUUUCACAGCCUGGCACUGUGACCGAGGUGCUGAGGUGGUGUUUGGUGGCGCUCUUCAGUUCCACGACUUUGUGAUGCUCGACAAUGAACAUGCUGGCAUAGAGAUGGUCAAGGUGGAUGGAGGCUUUGGCGAGGAUGAUGGGCCCGGUGUCUUCAACUCCCUGGUGGUGGGGCACUCGGCUCUCAGCUCGGGCUCCUGUGGCAACGGGGCGAGUGGCAUCAUCGCCCCCAAGCAGUACCUCUUCAGUAUCUCCGACGUCACCUUCGUCAACUUCGACACAGGCACCUGCUCUGCCCUGUCCGGCUGCUCUCAGUGCAAGGUGUUCCAGGGAGGCUUCCAGGUGCAGACCAAGGGACUCACCUUUGACAACUCACCCAAUAAGCUCAAGUUCUUGUGGGAGCAUGAGACAAUCUGGAUAGACGCUGAUGGCUCACUGACAGGAACGGUGGAGGCAAACGUUGUUCCUAACAUGGGAAUCUUGCCCCCAUCCUCCUGUACUGAAGACUCUGCUUUUGCUGUCAAUUCUCAGUUCCCUGGGGUGGUCUGCACUGGCCUUAAGUUUGCCAGGUUCAACAUAAAGGGACCGGACACUGAACCUACCUCCCUUCAAGCCCGGGAUCUGAUUGUUACUAAUGAGCAUGGGAGCACUGCAGUCCCUUACCAAGUGAAGCGUCUCACCACGGAGGGAUGGAUGGGCAUCGUCUACACUGGUGCUACCUACGAUUGGAGCUUUGAUUACUCAGAGCAGAUCACCAACAUUUCCUACGUGGCUGAGACGAGACAUCUGGCCGCUGGGGACCAUUACUUCGUGCGCCACACCUUCAUGCAGACACCAGAUGGCUUUGGGACAACUAAUGACGAGAGGGAGAGUUUGGAUGCCCUGCCAGAUCCUGCCACCAAUGUCCAUGGGGACUUCUACUGGGACACAGACACCAGGGAACUCACCUAUUUGGUGUCCCAUACUGUGGAGUCAGCCAGACACCAACGCACUGUGUUUGAUGACCGAGUGUCAGGCGAAAAGAGAAAGAUUUCUUUCCGUGUUUACAGGUUGCCAACAGGAAGACCAGGCACAACCUUCCGGUGGUCUGACGUGGAGACCUGGAAGGAGGUGCCUGUGGGGUCUGGCGGCCACCCCACGGAGGAGGAAUACAAUCUGCCUGUAGAUGGAGACGAGAUUAUCAUUCCUAAGGGGAUGUGGCUCAUCGUUGACACUAUCACACCCAAGCUGGCCCGUGUGUAUGUGUACGGCACCAUUGAGUUUGAUGACACAAUGGAUCACGAUUUUGAGGCAACUAUUAUUUACAUCCAGACAGGGACCUACACUCCUAUAGCCCUGUUAACACUCCUUGCUUCUGUCACUUCCUCUUAA
Molecule: messenger RNA, 1824 nt
Organism: Scylla paramamosain (green mud crab)
Lineage: Eukaryota; Metazoa; Arthropoda; Malacostraca; Decapoda; Portunidae
Product: fibrocystin-L-like
Exons: 14
Coding region: 1-1824 (607 amino acids)
Source: RefSeq, a predicted model, not a curated record